AUGCCACCCAAAGGCAAGGGCGAGCAGCCCAAGGUGAAGAAGGUCGCCGUAGACAAGACCUUCGGUAUGAAAAACAAGAAGGGAGGAGCCGCCCAGAAACAGAUUGCCCAGCUCAAAGCGACCACUGCAUCGGGAGGCACGCCUGACGAGAAGCGCAAGGCGGCAGAGAAGGCGCAGCGUGAGAAGGACAAGGCGGCGGCAGAGGCAGCCCGCAAGGAAACCGCCGAACUCUUCAAGCCCGUACAAAUCCAAAAGGUGCCUUUCGGAACCGACCCCAAGACUGUCUUGUGUCAGUUUUUCAAGAAAGGAAACUGCGAAAAGGGCAAGAAGUGCAAGUUUAGCCAUGAUCUGAAUAUCGAGCGCAAGACUGAGAAGAGGAGUUUGUACACCGACACCAGAGAUGAAGACAAGGAGGCCGAGGAGGAGCGGCGGAAGAAGGAUAACAUGGAUGAUUGGGAUGAAGACAAGCUGCGACAGGUCGUUCUAAGCAAGCACGGCAACCCGAAGACGACGACGGAUAAGGUGUGCAAGUACUUCAUCCAAGCUAUCGAGGAUCAGAAGUAUGGUUGGUUUUGGGUGUGUCCCAACGGAGGCGACAAGUGCAUGUACAAGCACUCUCUACCACCUGGUUUCGUCAUCAAGACUAAGGAACAGCGCGCCGCCGAAAAGGCCUUGAUGGCCAACUCCCCACUCAACACCCUCACCCUCGAAGACUUCCUCGAGUCCGAACGCCACAAGCUCACCGGCAAGCUCACACCGGUCACGCCCGAAACCUUCGCCAAAUGGAAGAAGGAACGUGUCGACAAGAAACAAGCCGAGGAAGAGGCCAAGAAACUCAAGGAUGCCACUGGUCGUGCUAUGUUCGAAAAGGGUGACUGGGCACAAGACAGCGAUGCGGAUAGUGAUGAGGAGGACGAUGGGGACGCGUGGAAUUUGGAGACUAUGAGGAAGGAGACUGAGGCGGCGAGAGCAAAGAAGGAAGAGGAGAGGAUGGCUGCUCAACUUGAGAAAAUGGUUGUAUCUUGA
Alternaria burnsii is the source of this 1026-nucleotide messenger RNA. RefSeq names its product zinc finger containing protein. Lineage: Eukaryota; Fungi; Ascomycota; Dothideomycetes; Pleosporales; Pleosporaceae. Gene Ontology annotation, cellular component: cytosol. Gene Ontology annotation, biological process: cytoplasmic translation. Bases 1 to 1026 code for a protein of 341 amino acids. The record is from RefSeq and is a predicted model, not a curated record. Gene Ontology annotation, molecular function: metal ion binding; mRNA binding. The transcript has 3 exons.